Messenger RNA from Scomber japonicus (chub mackerel), 2539 nucleotides. Its product is annotated as carboxypeptidase Q-like. Lineage: Eukaryota; Metazoa; Chordata; Actinopteri; Scombriformes; Scombridae. Gene Ontology annotation, biological process: peptide catabolic process; proteolysis. The transcript is spliced from 10 exons. The record is from RefSeq and is a predicted model, not a curated record. The coding region runs from base 38 to 1423 and encodes 461 amino acids. Gene Ontology annotation, molecular function: metallodipeptidase activity.
ACUGCCUAUCCUGCUUUCCUUCUUCGUGUUUUUCUACAUGCUAUCAUCACUAUGUGGAUGUCACCCUCAGUCUGCUCGGGCCAGAGCUGCAUCCAAUGACACUGCAAGGAAAGACAUAGCUGCAGAGGUCACAGGCUAUGCUGAUGUGGCCAAACGGAUCAUAGACCUGGCUGUGUUUGGAGCUGCUCAGAACCGCUCUUAUAAACGGCUUGCUGACUUCACUGACACCAUAGGGAACCGUGUCAGUGGAUCGCACAACCUGGAGAUGGCUAUCAAAUACAUGUACAGUGCUAUGAUGCAGGAUGGCUUGGACGUACAUCUGGAGCCAGUGAAAAUCCCGCACUGGGUGAGAGGGAAGGAGAGCGCAGAAAUGAUUUUGCCUAGGGCCAAAAGUCUGGCUAUACUGGGACUGGGCAGCAGUGUAGGGACCCCACCUGAAGGUAUUGAGGCAGAGGUGUUGGUGGUUCAGUCUUUUGAAGAACUGAAGCACAGAGCCAGUGAGGCUGCAGGCAAAAUUGUGGUCUUUAACCAGCCGUUUGUUAGCUAUGGGGAGACGGUGGCUUACCGUGCAUACGGCGCCUCUGAGGCAGCUAAAGUGGGAGCUGUAGCCUCACUCAUUCGAUCCAUCACUCCUUUCUCUAUUAACAGUCCCCACACUGGUUGGCAGGAUUACCAAGAUGGAGUGAAACGCAUCCCCACAGCCUGUAUCACUGUGGAGGAUGCUGAGCUGAUGUGGCGUAUAGCACAGAGGGGACAGCAGAUCGUGGUCAGACUCACAAUGGCAGCCAAGACUCUGCCAGAUGCUGACUCUUUCAACACAGUGGCUGAGAUAAGAGGCUGGCAGCACCCUGAGCAGGUUGUCUUACUGAGCGGUCACUUGGACAGUUGGGAUGUGGGCCAGGGUGCCAUGGACGAUGGGGGUGGAGCCAUGAUUUCCUGGGAGGCCCUGUCACUCAUCAAAGACCUAGGUUUGCGUCCAAGGAGAACCCUGCGAACAGUGCUGUGGACAGCUGAAGAGCAGGGUGGAGUUGGAGCACAGCAGUACUUUGAUUUACACAAGGUGAACAUGUCCAACUUUGACUUGGUCAUGGAGUCUGACCUGGGCACAUUCAGCCCAGUGGCUCUGCAGUUUACUGGCAGUGAUGUAGCAAGAAAGGUGAUGGAAGAAGUGGUCAAACUGUUGGCUCCCAUUAACACGACCAAAUUGGAGGCACAUGGAGAAGGGACAGAUAUCUCACCUUGGAUGCAGGCAGGAGUACCAGGUGCUAGCCUACAUGUGGCCGACAGUCGAUAUUUUUGGUUCCACCACAGUGAAGGUGACACCAUGACUGUUCAGGACCCUCAAGAAAUGAAUCUCUGCUCGGCAUUGUGGGCUGUGGUAGCCUAUGUUGUGGCUGACCUGCAGGACAUGCUGCCCAGGUAGUCAGGUACCACACAGGAUGCUGAACCUCCAGUGAAGUGGAGGAGAGGAUUAUCACUGUAACCCACCACUGGACUGCUUAAAUCCUAAACACACAAUCAAAUCAAAUUAGAAAAACUUGAGAUUGAGUUUAAAAAUGUUUAUUUCAGCUUCUGUUUCCAAUUGAAAUGUGAAUUGACUCAGGGUCAGAUAAAGAAUCAUGAGAAAGGAUGAAGAAAUUACCCAUCCAUCCAUUUUGUUUAUCACUUAUCCUCUAGACGGUUGUGGGGGGCUGGAGCUAAUCGGGGUACACCCUGGACAGGUUGCCAGUUAGUCACUUGGCUAACAUAGUAUAGAGACAGACAAGCGUUCACACUCACAUUUACAUCUACAGGGAGUUGAGAGUCGCCAAUUAACUUAACCUGUAUGUUGCUAGUAUGUGGUAGAAAGCUGGAGUACCUGCACAAAACAUGGAAACUUCACACAAGGGGCCCAGCUGGUGGGUUCGAACCCAGAACCCUCAUGUUGUGGCGCAACAGUGUCAUGAGUAUAAUAACAUAAACACAUUUUACAUUUAAAUUAAAAAUAACUAAUGUAAAUAAAUCAUGUUUUAAAUGAAGAUUUAAUUGAUCGACAUAAUGUUGGAACUCAGGACUUCAGUCAGGACCAAAGAGAGGGGAUGUAAAGCUAAUGCAAUAUUGUCAUGCCACAUAAUCAUUUAGAUCAUAUUCAGAAGCGAGUAUAUGCAGGAUUACUAUCUGGAACAAGACCAUGAAAAUGAGAUGUGAGCAUAAGACAGAGAAGUUUCUCAGGUACUGUUAUGUCUGGGCUACAGAAAUGAUUAGAAUAGAAACCUAAUUUGUUGGUUUGCAAAUGUGUAGAAAUAACAAAGUAUAAGAAAGUCUGGAAAAUCAGCUCCACAGUCAAUUGCUCACCUGUGACUCAACAACAACUGUUAGCUAAUAAAAUUGUGGAGCUGUUCAAACCUCUCAUGUUUUUGUCAGUUUCCAGUGUUAUCCAAAAGUUUUUAUUCACCUGCUUUUUGAUUGUUUUGUAUUUUCAUUCUUGCAAGUAUUGUGUUUAACUGAAUGUCAGCACAUUUUGUCUUAUAUCAUCAUUAAAGUUUUUAUCAUUGCUUUA